This is a messenger RNA of Drosophila mauritiana, 2088 nucleotides long. Its product is annotated as endochitinase. Gene Ontology annotation, biological process: carbohydrate metabolic process; chitin catabolic process. The transcript has 7 exons. Bases 125 to 1903 code for a protein of 592 amino acids. NCBI's taxonomy places the organism in Eukaryota, Metazoa, Arthropoda, Insecta, Diptera, Drosophilidae. The record is from RefSeq and is a predicted model, not a curated record. Gene Ontology annotation, cellular component: extracellular region. Gene Ontology annotation, molecular function: chitin binding; chitinase activity.
UUGACGCCAAACGCGCGUCGCACGCAGAAGUCUCGAGAUUCCCCCCGAUUUCACUAUAUAAUAUAUAUAUAGUUAUAUAUUCAAUUCUUCGCCGAUCGUCGUUUUGUGGUCGGAGCAUUUAGAAAUGGUCCGAUAUAUUCCGCUCCUACUCCUGGGAGUGCUGUGCUCCUGGCCAGCUGCCACUGUGGCCAGUGACCAGCCUUCCCGCGUCGUCUGCUACUUCAGCAACUGGGCCGUGUAUCGAACUGGAAUCGGUCGCUAUGGAUUGGAGGAUGUGCCCGCCGACCUGUGCACCCACAUCAUCUACUCCUUCAUUGGUGUAAACGAUAAGAGCUGGGAUGUGCUGGUGAUCGAUCCUGAGUUGGAUGUGGAUCAGGGUGGCUUCAGCAAGUUUACCCAGUUGAAGAAAUCCAACCCCAAUGUGAAGCUGGAGAUAGCAGUGGGUGGCUGGGCGGAAGGUGGCUCCAAGUACUCACAAAUGGUGGCUGUUCGCGAUCGCCGGCAGAGUUUCAUACGCAGUGUGGUGCGCUUCAUGAAGCAGUACAACUUCGAUGGUUUCGACUUGGACUGGGAGUAUCCGGGAGCCACGGAUCGCGGUGGCAACUAUGGGGAUAAGGACAAGUUCCUGUAUUUCGUUCAGGAACUGCGACGUGCCUUCGAUCGCGAGGGUCGCGGAUGGGAAAUCACCAUGGCGGUGCCCGUUGCCAAGUUCCGGCUGAACGAAGGUUACCACGUUCCGGAAUUGUGCGAAGCGCUUGAUGCCAUUCACGCCAUGACCUAUGACCUGCGAGGAAACUGGGCCGGAUUCGCCGACGUGCACAGUCCACUCUAUAAGCGAAAGCAUGACCAAUACGCCUACGAAAAACUGAAUGUGAACGACGGCCUUGCGCUGUGGGAGGAGAUGGGCUGCCCGGCCAACAAGCUGGUGGUGGGUGUCCCCUUCUACGGUCGGACGUUCACGCUGAGCAACUCGAACAAGAACUACAACAUGGGCACCUACAUCAAUAAGGAGGCAGGCGGCGGAGCACCGGGUCCCUACACAAAUGCCAGCGGCUUUUUGGCCUACUACGAAAUUUGCACCGAGGUGAUGGACAAGUCCAAGGGAUGGACGGUGGAGUGGGAUGACGCUGGCAUGGUGCCCUACACCUACAAGGACACACAGUGGGUGGGCUACGAGAACGAGGCAUCCAUUCAGAUCAAGAUGGACUUCAUCAAGCAGCGGGGAUACGCCGGUGCCAUGACCUGGGCCAUAGAUAUGGACGACUUCCAUGGGAUGUGCGGCAGGAAGAACGGCCUAACGCAAAUCCUGUACGAUAACAUGAUGAACUAUCGUGUUCCGGAACCUACAAGGCAGACAACACCAAGGCCUGAGUGGGCAAAGCCGCCAGCAACACCACCAAAUCCGGAUGAGGGCGCGGUGGUGGCACCAACUACGAGCACAACCAAGAGGCCAAAACCAAAACCGAAGCCAACUUCAAGUCCAGUAAGCCCAACAUCCGCUCCAGGUCCUGUUCCAACUGUUGGCAGUGGCACUCCGAAGCCAACCACAAAGAAGCCCAAAAAACCAAAGAAGACAACAACCACCACAACAACCACUCCUUCUCCGGAAAAGAGCACUGAGGAGCCGGAAGAAGUUGUUCAUCCAGUGGAGCCCACUGAUCCCGAGCAGCCUAUGGGGCCACAGUUCGAUCCCAACGAGAUUGAUUGUACCAACCGUGACUUUGUACCGCAUCCUAAUUGCCGAAAGUACUUCCGCUGUGUCCAUGGCAAACCCGUCGAAUUCGAGUGCAAGGAGGGAACGGCCUUCCACACGGUCCUGAAUGUCUGCGAUUGGAUCGAGAACAGCGACCGCUACUACUGCAGUCGCAUGAAGAACAAGGAGAAGGGCAACGAGGCCCACUAACUGUCCCAAAAUAUACGCAUUAACUAUUUAAAACGAAAACUUUAGCAUAGGUUUGGAAUAUAUCUAGUAAUACUUAGAACUAGGUAUCUAAGUAUUUAAAAUGAAUAGCAUCUAAGGGUCAUAAAGUAGACCAGACGAGACGAAAACCAUAAAAAUAAAUAAGAUUUUAAAAUCCAAUAAACCAA